Molecule: messenger RNA, 693 nt
Organism: Solanum stenotomum
Lineage: Eukaryota; Viridiplantae; Streptophyta; Magnoliopsida; Solanales; Solanaceae
Product: transcription repressor OFP13-like
Exons: 3
Coding region: 1-693 (230 amino acids)
Biological process (GO): negative regulation of DNA-templated transcription
Source: RefSeq, a predicted model, not a curated record
AUGGAUGACCAAGAUGCAUGUGCCAUAAAUUUGACAGUUGAGAAACUUGGUGAGAGAACUCUCUCUUUUAGAGUUGAAAAUAAUGACAACAUUUUCAACUCUCAAAAAUUUGAGGCAGGUGUAAAAACUAGUUCAAUUCUUGAUGUAUCAUCAUCAAAAUUGUCAAAGAGUAAUAAUAGUACUAGUAAUAAAGGGGUCGAGUCUCUACCAUUUAAUGACUCAUGUGUUAUAACGCCUAUGGAUUCGAUGGAUCCUCACGAGGAAGAAACUACUUCAAUUCUUGAAGUGUCAUCAUCAACAUUGCCAGAGAAUACUAAUAAUAGUACUAGUAGUAACGACUAUCUACCUUUUAACGACUCAUGUGUUAUAAGGUUAUCGAGUUCGGAGGAUCCUUAUGGGAAUAUCAAGAAGUCUAUGGAAAGAAUGGUUGAAGCAAAUCAAGGGAUUAAAUCUUGGGAGGAGUCUCUUGAAGAGAUAUGUGCUUGGUAUUUGGAGAUUAAUGAUGAGAAAAACAUUCAUAAGCAUAUUAUUGGUGCAUUUUGUGAUUUAUGGAUGAUCUAUUCAAGUACUUCCACAAAAAAUACUCCAUUCGGAUUUAGUUCCAGUGAACCUCCUAGUCCUUAUUUUAUGUCUUUGAUAGAAGAUAAGGCUGAUCGGAUUAUUGCAGCAUCAAUAUCCAGUGUAAUUCCAUAA